This is a messenger RNA of Caenorhabditis elegans, 1614 nucleotides long. RefSeq names its product Protein containing ALS2cr12 (ALS2CR12) signature (gene pals-13). The transcript has 4 exons. Lineage: Eukaryota; Metazoa; Nematoda; Chromadorea; Rhabditida; Rhabditidae. The record is from RefSeq and is marked reviewed. The coding region runs from base 472 to 1614 and encodes 380 amino acids.
UGGCUUGUAUAUGAUGAUUAUGAAAAAUUUUUGGUGAAGGUGAAAGUAGGGGGUAUUUUUUAUGUUUUAGAUUUUUGAAAUUUUUGAUAUAGGUAAAACCUGUUAGUCGGAGAGAAUCGAAGACGGUCAGGUUGAGAGGGCAAAAAUGGUUACUUUGAGAUUUUGAAAAAUGAGUAAAUGUAACUAAAAGUUUAAUUUUUCUUUAAAAAAUGAUUGUUUUAAAAUUUUGAAAAAGUGGGUCGAAGCUUGACUACUGUGUAUGAUAGGGAGAUUUGGAGAAAAUGAGAAUAUUUAAACAGGGAGAUUUGGGUAUAUUUGGAGCUAAAUUAGUAUAUAUUCUUUGAUUCUGGGAGUUUUUUGACUUGUUAAAAAGUGGGUCAAACGGUGUGCCAGCGUCAGAGAUUACAUACUACUGCUUUAAGAAAGAGCGAGCUGGAACGUGCGCAGGCAGAGCAGGACCGCGCCGAGGAGAUGAGAAAGACCACUCUAAAACAACUGGAAACUUCAAGAGAAACGUUCACAAAACGUGAGGAUGAGCUUAACCGGACACAACUGGAAGACAGAAUGCGGGAGAUGAACAGAGCGGCAGAGGAAUUGAGAGAACAGAAGUCAGCUGAUAAAAUGGAAAUUUUGGAGAGAGAGAAGAAUAGUCAGGAUAUGCUGAAACAGUUGCAUGAGGAUAAAAAAGAAAUGGAAGGAAAUAUUCAAUCAAAUAUCAAUGCAAUGAAGAGUGAGAAUCUACAAUACCAAACACAGAGUCAUCAGGAGAAGAAGGUGUUCGCAGAGAAAAAGUUGCAAAAACUUAAAGAGAACGGUGCUAAGCUUUCUCUGGAGAUACAAAGCACAUCGGCUAUUGAACUAGUGAAUUAUCAGAACCAAAAGGAUCAUGAUCGUCGGAUGGAAGGAUUUGCGAAGGUCUCCGAGAUAACCAAGAGUAAUGUUUCGAUUGCUAUCAAGCAAGAUAUCACUGAGAAUCACUUCAUCACUGCUGCCAGUAAUAUGAUUAGUGCUGGACAGGAACUUCCGAAAGUGGUUGAUACGCUGGAUCGUCCGGUAGCUGGGUUGAAAAAAGGGAUUGAGAAGUCAAGGGUGAAAGGCCAACUGGCGGUUUGUCAGAUGGUUGUGGCCAAGAUCACUGACAGAUCCGUAAAACUCCAAGCAGCGUGCGAAGCGGUAUUAGGUCAGCAAGAAUCCCGUCACGAACAGAUUCAUGAACUACAAGGCCACGCUCGAAGCAUCCAAAAAAUGAUUGAGACCAUCAAUUCCAGCUUGACUGCGUUUAGUGAAUCACUGAGCAGGGAUCCGAUUGACAACUCGAUCGAUCUCUUCAAAGAACUUCAAAAACAUAGCCGUAUCCUGUAUGCUACAGUAAACAAGAUCCCAGUAGUCAGAAAGACUAACCAUGCUCUGGCAUGUGUGAGGAAAACCACUGAACACUUGGCUUAUGGUUCCUCAGGAAGUGAACUAUUAAGUCUUGAGGCGGCAGAAUCGAUACCUCAAGAGCAUUCGGAAGAAAACAAAGAAGAAAGAAAAGAGGAAAAGAAAGAAGAAAUCAGAGAAGAUGAGCAGGAAGGUUUCAUUGAAAAUUGUGAUUCCGAAAACGACGAUGCUUAA